Molecule: messenger RNA, 583 nt
Organism: Neolamprologus brichardi
Lineage: Eukaryota; Metazoa; Chordata; Actinopteri; Cichliformes; Cichlidae
Source: RefSeq, a predicted model, not a curated record
UCAGUCCACGCAGGGGAAAUCAUCGGUGGCCAUGAGACCGUGCCACAUAGCAGACCGUACAUGGUGCUUUUACAGCAGAACAAGGCAAAUGGUCAUACAGCCCACUGUGGUGGCUUCCUUCUGAAUGAGAAUUUUGUGUUGACUGCAGCCCACUGCCAAGCUGAGACAUACGAAAUAUUCCUGGGUCUUCACAAUUACCAUCAUAAGAAUGGUGUACAACACACGCAUGUGGAGAAAGCCUUUCCGCAUAGCAACUACAAUGCAAAUACUUUUGAAAACGACAUAAUGGUCCUUAAGUUGAAGUCCAAGGCAGAAUUUAACCAUAAAGUGAAGUCCAUUGCUCUCGCAGACCAUGGUGAUGGCUCUCUGCCACAAUCAUGUGUCGUCUCUGGCUGGGGAAGAACAAAAGAAGAAAGCAAUAUGUCUGUGAAACUCCUGGAAGCGAAUGUAACCCUGACUGAUGAUGAGAGGUGUGCUAAGGAAAUGUUUUACUGCUCUAAGGGCGAGACUGGACCAGGCAAGGGAGACUCUGGUGGUCCAUUAGUCUGUGGAGAUGGAAAGGCAUAUGGGGUGGUGUCCACCA